Molecule: messenger RNA, 2419 nt
Organism: Hypoxylon trugodes
Lineage: Eukaryota; Fungi; Ascomycota; Sordariomycetes; Xylariales; Hypoxylaceae
Product: Vps52-domain-containing protein
Exons: 2
Coding region: 276-2297 (673 amino acids)
Biological process (GO): Golgi to vacuole transport; endocytic recycling; retrograde transport, endosome to Golgi
Cellular component (GO): GARP complex
Molecular function (GO): syntaxin binding
Source: RefSeq, a predicted model, not a curated record
GACCAAUCAACAUCUUUUUACUCUGCGACUCGGGAGAGGCUGUCGCACGGCCUCGUCCUUGACAUUUCUAGAAAGAAGUUCAUCACAACUAACUAACCGUUUGAUUAAACAUUACAAAUACGACGCCCUUGCGUUCUCGAUACUACUCUAUUUCGUCGACUAUUCUGCCCUAGUUAAAUCUCGAUAUUAAAUUUAUAGCUUGCCGAUACGGCUUACAGCUAGAAAUAUCAUGACGCGGCCCAACUCCUAGCCGAUCCCCUGUUCGCAUAUAGAAUAUGUGGCUCGAUCGGCUUGCUGGUCAGUCAUCGUCACCUUCAUCCUCCCAGCCAGGCAGCCGCUCUUAUUCUCCUGCACCUCGACGAACCCCGAGCGGAUUAGGUCCUUAUAUCACAUCUCAGCAACGACCUGGCCUUACGCCGAGAUCGUCAUCGCUAUCCCUCGCAUCCACCGAAUCGUCAGCUUCUUCGUUCUUGGCAUCUUCCAGGAGGGCCAAUGGCUCGACAUUGAAAGAAUCGAGGACAAUAUAUACAGGACCUGACCCAGUAGAAAUUCUGAAUAAUCUCCUGGGCGAUGAUAAACAAAAUGCGACAUCUACCUCUAAAUCAGCGGCUGACUCGGUCAGCUUAAUAUCAGCUGAAGAUCUCCAACUGGAAUUUGAUUUUGGCGGGUUAUCUAUUCGAGAGCUAGCAUUGUCAGAGGAACAAGCGAUAGACGGUGUUAGUGUACAUAGACCGCAGGCAGCUGAAGAAUAUGAACAAGACAAGACCAAAUUCGAGGAUUUACACAAAUCGAUACGAGCUUGCGACGAGGUGUUAAGCUCAGUAGAGACUAAUCUGACGAGUUUUCGUAACGACUUAGCUACGGUAUCUGCCGACAUCGAGACUUUACAAGCGCGAUCGACCGCUCUUAAUGUACGAUUGGAAAACCGAAAAGCGGUAGAGAAGGGGCUAGGACCCGUAGUUGAGGAGAUUAGCGUACCACCGACGGUGGUAUCUAAGAUCGCCGAUGGUCACAUUGACGAGGCAUGGGUAAAGGUCCUUGCUGAGAUCGACAAGAGGGCUACCGCGCAUAAAAAGAGCACAUCGAGUACGCAAGGUAACAAAGGUCUACAAGAUCUAGGUCCCUUAUUAGAAAAGCUGGUACUCAAAGCCGUCGAACGAAUACGAGACUUUCUGGUUGCUCAGAUUAAAGCUCUUCGAUCACCACAUAUCAAUGCGCAAAUCAUCCAACAACAGAACUUCCUCAAAUUUAAGGAUCUAUACUCCUUCCUCCAUAAACACCAUUCUACGUUAGCCGACGAAAUAUGUCUGGCAUAUAUGAAUACUAUGAGAUGGUAUUAUGCCAACCAAUUCAGUCGCUACGAGAACGCACUCAAAAAAAUAAAGCUACACUCCUUAGAUAAGACGGAUGUGCUGGGGAACGAGGAUACCUCCCGUAAAGGGACCGUCCUCUCGAGUUCGAAAAUCGCUGGGCCACCGCAUGAUGCCUUUAACUUAGGCCGGCGCGUCGACCUCCUGCGUACGAGCAACCAAAGCGCACUCUCGUCCUAUCUAGCCGAAGAGGACCAAUCGACACAUUACCUCGAAGCCCCCUUCCGAAACUUCAACCUAGCCCUCAUCGACAACGCGACAGCCGAGUACACCUUCCUCGCAUCCUUCUUCUCGCCCGCCCUGAGCUAUUCCACCAUCUCGCGCCACUUCGCCUACAUCUUCGAGCCUACAUUUCAACUUGGCCACGCCCUCACUAGGACCCUGGUAACGGAUACAUAUGACGCUAUUGGCGUUUUAUUGGCUGUUCGCUUGAAUCAACAUUUCCAAUUCCAACUCCAGCGCCGCAAAGUCCCCGCCGCGGACAGCUAUCUCAACGGCACCGCCAUGCUCCUCUGGCCCCGCCUCCAAGCAAUCAUGAACGCACACUGCGAAUCCGUGCGCACUCUAUCCUCCGCCCUCCCCUCUCGCCCCCCGACAUCGAAAGCAGACCAGAGUCGUCUAUCCGCCGCCCCACACGUAUGCACUCAACGCUUCGGACAAUUACUCCAGGGUAUCCUAGCCCUAAGCGCCGAAGCCGGAGACGAUGAACCCGUAGCUACUAGUUUACGCCGUCUACGCGGUGAAAUCGAGGCCUUUUUAACGAAGUAUGGGACUGCGUUUGGUGGCGAUAAGAGGAAGAGAGAGAGGUUUUUGUAUAAUAAUUAUAGUCUGAUACUUACGAUUAUAAGUGAUACGCAGGGAAAGCUGGCGAGUGAGGAGCAGGGGUAUUUUGAGGGGUUGAAGGCGGCUUUUCAGGAAGCUGCGUGAAUAUGCACCGAAUUGAGUUGAGUGUGGGAAGUGACCUUUUUUGGCGGAAUUGAGGGAUUGUGAUUGUAGGUAUUUAGGUAGCGUUGGGAUGACCAAAUGAGAUUGAAAUUUUGAAAUGCAAU